Molecule: messenger RNA, 1170 nt
Organism: Varanus komodoensis (Komodo dragon)
Lineage: Eukaryota; Metazoa; Chordata; Lepidosauria; Squamata; Varanidae
Product: COUP transcription factor 2-like
Exons: 3
Coding region: 1-1170 (389 amino acids)
Biological process (GO): cell differentiation; regulation of transcription by RNA polymerase II; anatomical structure development
Molecular function (GO): RNA polymerase II cis-regulatory region sequence-specific DNA binding; zinc ion binding; nuclear receptor activity
Source: RefSeq, a predicted model, not a curated record
AUGGCUCUGGCGGUGACCCCCUGGCAGGAGGAGCUUCCCGGGGGCCCCCCGGGGGGCCCUCCCCCCCCGGGCCCGGGCCCGGGCCCGGCCCCGGCCCCGGCCGCGGCGGCGCAGGAGCCCGGCGGGGGCGGCGGCAAGGGGGCCCCGGCCGCCGUGGACUGCCUGGUGUGCGGAGACAAGGCCAGCGGCAAGCACUACGGCCAGUUCACCUGCGAGGGCUGCAAGAGCUUCUUCAAGCGCUCGGUCCGCCGCAACCUCAGCUACACGUGCCGCGCCGGCCGCCAGUGCCCCGUCGACCAGCACCACCGCAACCAGUGCCAGCACUGCCGCCUCACCAAGUGCCUCAAGGUCGGCAUGCGCCGCGAAGCCGUGCAGCGAGGACGCAUGGCGCACGCCCAACCCAGCCCGGGCCAGUACCCCUUGGCCAACGGGGACACCUACGGCUGCCACUCCUACCUGACGGGCUUCAUCUCGCUGCUGCUGCGGGCAGAGCCCUACCCGACCUCGCGCUACGGCGCCCAGUGCCUGCAGCCCAGCAAUAUCAUGGGCAUCGAGAACAUCUGCGAGCUGGCGGCCCGCCUGCUCUUCAGCGCCAUCGAGUGGGCCAAGGGCAUCCCCUUCUUCCCCGACCUGCAGCUGGCCGACCAGGUCUGCCUGCUGCGCAUGACCUGGAGCGAGCUCUUCGUGCUCAACGCGGCCCAGUGCUGCAUGCCGCUGCACGUGGCCCCGCUCCUGGCCGCCGCCGGCCUGCACGCCUCGCCCAUGUCCGCCGACCGGGUGGUGGCCUUCAUGGACCACAUCCGCGUCUUCCAGGAGCAGGUGGAGAAGCUGAAGGUGCUGCACGUGGACUCGGCCGAGUACACCUGCCUGAAAGCCAUCGCACUCUUCACGCCGGACGCCGUGGGGCUCACAGACCUGUGCCACGUGGAGAACGUCCAGGAGAAGUCUCAGUGUGCCUUGGAGGAGUACGUCCGGAACCAGUACCCCAGCCAGCCCAGCCGCUUCGGGCGCCUGCUCUUGCGCCUGCCCUCGCUGCGCAUCGUCUCGGCCCCCGUGAUCGAGCAGCUGUUCUUCGUCCGCCUGGUGGGCAAGACCCCCAUCGAGACCCUCAUCCGGGACAUGCUGCUCUCCGGCUCCAACGUCAACUGGCCUUACGUCCCCAUGCAGUGA